ACUUAUUAUUUAAGCUGAAUUUCGGGUUUGGGAGGUUUAUGAUAAGUGUAGACGAACGAUGUUGUUCUUCUUCUGAAUAACCAUAGCCAUGUCCACCACCACAUUCCCGUCACUCCUCUCCUUCAAAUUCAAACCCUCAUUCUCCUUCCCACGCCACCAACAAUUCCCAACAACCACCACAAAAUUCCAAGCUUCUUUUAACCCUCAAUUCACGCCAAACCGUAUUGGGUUUUGCCCCAAACCUCUAAGAUUCACCCCAGUGAAGCGUUUUGCCAUAAACGACGAUGAGAGUGCUGUUGCUGGGUUGAGUGAAGCUGAGAAAGAGGCUCGAGAGUUGAGUUCUUUGCCGGGACGGUUUAGGAAGUACCUUAAAGAAGCUCCCGAACCUCCUCUCAAAUGGCCAUGGUAUUGGUUUGUAGUGUUGGCUUUUCUCAUCUAUGCAUGGAGAGCUGUUCUAUUUGAACUGUCAAACUGGAAGAACGCUGCAUUAGGAAUAGUUCGAUUCAUCGGAUACAUCUUGAAAUAUGCUUUGGCAUUAGUCUACCGAUUCAUAGGAAACCCAAUCACUUUUACAAUCAGAUCCAUUGAGAAUUUGAUUUACGGCGUUCAGACUUUCUACUAUUGGAUAAUUACCAGUGCCCCUAUACCAGAAUUGACCACCGUCAUCACCCUUGCAUUGGUUAUUUUAGCUGUUGCUGAAACUACUGUUCCAAACUGUAUCAGCGACCAACCUUAUGUUCUGACCGUAACUGGUCUUAUUGGCUAUGCUGCUGUUAGAGGCAUUGUUUCUGAACAACUGUUCUGGACCCUUUUGGUUGGGAUCUAUGGUUUUUCAAAAUUUAUCAAAAAGAGAGACAAUGUUUCUUCUGCAAUGCCUGUUGCGGCUAUACUUGCUGCUGUUGGCGAGCCUUGGGUUAGAUUUGUGGCGAUUGUUUCAUACACGGCCCUGGCUAUUUAUGAGUAUUCAAAAAAGCUUUCGGAAAGGAAAGAAGGUGAAGAGAUUGAACCACACGAGAGGAAGCUUCCAGUUCCGCUUUUUCUUGCAGCUUUAGCAAUCGGCUUACGAGUUGCUGCUAAGUGGGCCGGGUAUCGGCACUUAACAUGGAUGAUAGUAUGACUGUCAAGAUGUAACUCAUCUGAGUGUGAAGAAUAAUGAUGUUUGAUGGUCUGUAAAGUUUGAAGCAAGAUAUGGUUACAUAGCUUUAAUUUUGUUGCAAUUGUUGUAAUUUUUAUUAAUCACUUCUCAUCCAAGCUUGUCAUAGUUUUUUUGAACAAAUCCAAGCUUGUUAAUUGACCUGUUAUGUGAACCAAGCUUGUUAAUUGAACCACACGGGACUUUCAA
Trifolium pratense (red clover) is the source of this 1342-nucleotide messenger RNA. RefSeq lists its product as uncharacterized. Bases 89 to 1117 code for a protein of 342 amino acids. The transcript has 2 exons. NCBI's taxonomy places the organism in Eukaryota, Viridiplantae, Streptophyta, Magnoliopsida, Fabales, Fabaceae. The record is from RefSeq and is a predicted model, not a curated record.